CCGCGAGCGGUGGAGGGCGCGGAACAGAAAGAGACGCGGUGCAGCUGCCGGUGUUGCCGGUGAGCUGUGAGUGCCCGCAGGCCGCGGACGAUCCUCGGCAACAUUUCUGUCCUCAGCAGGAUGUGUGCGUCUCCUGGCGCAGGAGCCACGGCGGGCGAGCGAGGGCACCUCGCGUGUGCGCGGCUCCGUGGAGCGGGGCGAGCGGCAGCGCGGGCUGCGAGCGGCGGCGGGCGCGGUGCCACCGCUCACCGCUGGGUGGUGCUGCAGGCCAAGGCAGCGCCGAGCGGCUGCGGCAGCGGAGGCGGCCGAGCCCGCAACAGCCGCCCCGAACAGCCCAGCCCAGAGCRGAGCGACCGGGCCGAGGUGGCAGCGGCUGAGACGGAGAGCGCUGUCCCAUGUCACGGGGACACCCCGGCUGCUUUACGGGCCGCCGGCCGGAAUCUGACACAGCGAGGGAAGGCGCCCGACACCSAUUUCGCCGCUUUCUACGCGGAAUCGCCCGGGAGAUCCGAGAGACGGAGGCUGCCCGCCGCCUCAGCUGCCGCCGCAGCGCCAUGGCGAUCGCAAGGCAAGUGCUUUGUCUGUCUGCUUUCCUCUCCCUGCCGCACGUUCGCUCCGUGCCCAUCCGCUACUCCGUAGCCGAGGAGGCGGAAAGCGGCUCCCUGGUAGGCAACCUGGCGGAGGACGCGGGGCUGACGCCGGCGCAGCUGUCGGCUCGCCGCGCCCGCCUGGUGUCGGAGGACGGCCGGCAGCAUUUUCGCUUAGAGCGCGGCUCCGGCCGUCUCGUCGUGGCGGGGAGGCUGGACCGGGAGGAGCUGUGCGGGCARUCGGCCACCUGCAUGCUCCCCUUCGAGCUGCUGCUCGCCAACCCCCUGCAGUUCUUUCGGGUCGAGGUGGCUCUGGAGGACAUCAAUGACCAUUCUCCCAUCUUCCCUGAGGAGCGAGUCACUUUUGACAUCUCAGAAAAGAGCGACCCGGGCUCUCGUUUGCCGUUGGAGGGAGCUGGGGACCUCGAUAUUGGGAGUAACAGCAUCCAGGCAUACAGCAUCUCUCCUGAGAACGAGUACUUUAGUGUCUCCUAUGGCAGUCGGAGUAAUGAUGACAAAUAUGUUGAACUCGUUUUGGAAAAGCCUCUAGACAGAGAACAGCAGUCCGAGAUGAAUUUCGAUGUUAUUGCUGUUGAUGGUGGCUCUCCUGCAAGAACUGGCAGCACCCAAGUGAAAAUUGUCAUUCUAGAUGCCAAUGACAAUGCUCCCAUAUUCACACAGGAGGUGUACAUUGGUCAGGUUUUAGAAAACAUGCCAGAGGGCUCUGUGGUUCUGACAGUGCAGGCAACUGACCCGGAUGCAGGAGUUAAUGGAGACAUCUCCUAUCAACUCAGCCAGUCACUGGGAGGAAGCGACUCAGCAUUUGUGAUUGAUUCCAUAACUGGUGAAAUUAAACUCACUAAACCGCUGGACUUCGAGGAUUCAGACCACCAUGAACUCCGUGUGAGAGCCAGAGAUGGAGGGGGCCUUUCAGCAAUCUGCAAAGUGUUGGUGGAGGUGGUGGAUGUGAAUGACAAUGCCCCAGAGCUGGUGGUGAGUUCCUUCAGCAGUCCCCUCCCCGAGAACACUGUGCCCGGCACCGUGGUUGCCCUGUUUAGUGUCAGGGACCGGGAUUCUGGUGCCAACGGSAAGAUCUCGUGUGCCCUCGASGAUCAGCUCUUCUUCUCGCUGCGGCCAGCCUAUAAGAAUUACUAUGAGCUGGUGACSGUGAGCGCGCUGGACCGGGAGGAGACAGCUCAGUACAUGCUCACGGUCACAGCAGCAGAUGCGGGCUCACCUCCUCUCACAAGCACKCACACCUUCACCGUGGACAUCUCGGAUGUCAACGACAAUGCGCCCGUCUUCAACCAGACAUCUUACACCAUGUACGUGCGUGAGAACAAUGUCCCCGCCGUGUUGGUUGGAGCCGUGAGCGCUGCAGAUGCUGACGUGGGGCUCAAUGCCAAGGUGACCUAUUCCCUGGCACCAGUGCAGCCGGCAGAGCAGCGUUCCUGCUCGUGCAUCUCGGUGAACUCUGAGAACGGCCACGUGUUUGUGCUGCGGCCCCUGGACUACGAGCAGCUGAGGCAGAGCGAGGUGACAGUGAGUGCCUCUGACGCGGGCUCUCCUCCGCUCAGAGCCAACGUCACCGUGCGCCUCGUGGUGCUGGACGAGAAUGACAAUGCACCCGUCGUGCUCUACCCGGCCCAGGACAGCAGCCCUCCGUCCACCGAGCUGGUGCCCGUGUCGGCUGAGGCGGGCUACCUCAUCACCAAAGUGGUGGCCGUCGAUGCCGACUCCGGCCAGAACUCGUGGCUCUCGUACCACCUGCUGAGGGCCACCGAGCCCGGGCUCUUUACGGUGGCUGUCCAAAGCGGGGAGGUGCGUCUGAGGAGGCCGGUGACAGAGAGGGACACGGUGAAGCAGAAGCUCGUUGUCCUGGUGCGGGACAACGGGAAGCCAGCACUGUCAGCCACCGCGGCUCUGAGCGCCCUCCUGCUCAAGGACUUGUCAGACGUGCGCCUCCCGCACAGCAGCCCGGCCACAGAGGAUGAGGGCGGCUCCCUGACAACCUAUUUAAUCAUUUCCUUGGUCUUUGUGUCACUCCUCUUCCUCAUCUCCACUGCAGUCUUUGUUGCUCGCAAGGUGUGCAAGAGAAAGGAGCUGAAGGCUGGCCCUGUGCUUUAUGGUGCCGACAACUUGCAGAGCAGCCUGGCCGAUGCAGCCGCUGCCGGGACCCUGCCCCGCGCCUAUUGCUACGAGAUCAGCCUCACCACGGGCUCGGGCAACAGCGAGUUCAAAUUCCUCAAGCCCAUCGUCCCCAGCCUGCCAGCACAGCACUGCGCCACGGGCCAGGGUCCUGCUGAUGAACAGGAUUUCCCUUGUGUCCCUGUGAGCACAGAGGACAUGGCAGCAGACAAUGCUGGGACUCUCUCUGCGGGACAGUUCAACACUCUUUCCUUUAACUAGCACGGAGUCUGCACAGCCAAAAUUUUAUGUGUAUUGGGAAGAAGGGGUCUAGGCCGUUUCCUGUGCAAUGGUUUCUCCAGAGUGAAUCCAUAUUUGCAACUGACUUAUCAAAUUUCUGACAAAUUCUCAGUCAGAAUGAAAUAUGCCUCUCGCGUGUAAACCUAACAAGGAAAAGAAAGCAACUAAGGUUCUUUCACUCCGGUAGUAAUAUAUUUCAGCUUUUUUAUAUUCUUCUCUGGUCGAUUUUAGGAAUAGGGUUAGCUCCACUAUAGCCAGCUAUGGUCUUGUGUCAGCCUGUCCGGCAAGACCAUGGAUUUCUUACCUUUGUCUGUAACACAAAGACACUGAAAUGCAUAUAGGCCUCGUUUUGAAUCAGAAAAGCAGGGAAGUUAUGAGUACAAUUGUGAUGCAAUUAUAAGGCUCAAUCUUUCCUGGAUUCUGCAUGUCUCUCUCUGAGACAUGUGGCUUCUGUGUGUUUUGAUUUCUGUCUUUUUUGUCUUUCUAUACAGCCCCUGUGUGUCUGCACAGGCUGCAUUGUUUGUACCUGGUGAACCAGGGAGUUCUUCCAUUCAGAUGUUGUCAUGCAGAGGCGUCCAGGAGACUUAGAAAGAAGGGUGUUUUGAUCCUUUGAUUACAUCAGUAUUAUAUUUUCUUGUGCAGCAAAAUGCACAAGAUCCUUCUUUAGCCCAUAAAGUUUUCUGUUUUGUCUCUUUGGGAUUGCCUUGGAAAUGCAGUAUUACAAAUAGUGUUGGGUUAGACUGUAGCUGUGCAGAGUUGUGAAAGCACGUUCAMUAUCUUUGGGUGAAUUGCAUGAAAACUACACAUGUCCUUCAAAGACAAAUUUAUGAAGGUUGUAUCAAAGAAGGACUUCUGAAAAGGACAUUGAAUUUGGUCUCAUAUUCUUUUCUGAAUUCAGUGUUUUAUUGAUGUGGGAUUGGAAGGCUGACCCCUCAUGAUUUUCUCUGUUAACGCAUUUGUGUUCUCCUCCUUGUCAUCUCAGCAUUUACUCUCUGAACUUUGUAUUAGCAUUUUCCUUCCUCUUCUCCUUAAGGCCACCCCAUGAAUAAUAACUGAUUUGAUGAGUGAUGUCUGUGAUGCACGAAAUGUUCAGAAAGCCCCAGGCUGUGUUGGGCUGAUGCUAUAAACUGUAACCUUCUACACUGUUAUACCCCUGAGUGUAAAAACUAAAAUAAAAGGAACACCUGAAUA
Malurus melanocephalus (red-backed fairy wren) is the source of this 4205-nucleotide messenger RNA. RefSeq names its product protocadherin beta-15-like. The record is from RefSeq and is a predicted model, not a curated record. Gene Ontology annotation, molecular function: calcium ion binding. Gene Ontology annotation, biological process: homophilic cell-cell adhesion. The transcript has a single exon. The coding region runs from base 396 to 2996 and encodes 866 amino acids. NCBI's taxonomy places the organism in Eukaryota, Metazoa, Chordata, Aves, Passeriformes, Maluridae. Gene Ontology annotation, cellular component: plasma membrane.